CGCGAGUGGCGCGGACGUGCGAAGUUUUCUCAAGCCCCAUGAACCGGCAAAGCUGCUGUUGGCAAGUCGAACGAUCGAAGAAAUAGGGAUGAAAGACGCAAUUUUUGGGAUCGAAAUCCUUCGGAUUUUGGCAGUUGGUUAAGCCAAUAUAAAACUCACAAAUCGUUUGAAAUGUAUACGCUCACGAGGUUGGGAGUCACAAAAGUAAACCGCGGUGAAAAUAGAGUUUAGUGAUCCGGGGAAAGUUGAAUUAUUUUCAACGGCAAAGUGACGGAUUAAAAGCUCGUAAAAGAACAUCGAAUUUUGUGUAACGAAAUAUGAGGCCGGCGAAGGAGAAUUCGGGCACGGCGAAAACGGCUCUUUCCUAAUUUCAUUCGCAAGCCAUCAAAGUUUCGCGGUGUACGACGCUUUUGGGGAAUAUACUCGGCGAUCUCUUUGGCAGCGCGACGUGAAACUUUUUCCGAUAAUUGUACUCUCGUAUUAUUCGCACGUGCAGGAGAUGUAAAAAGGGAUGAACAGGUCUGGAGGUGCGAGCGAAACGAUCGCUGGAACCGCGGGCUGCAGGGGCCGCAGUCGACAAAGCGAUUUCGGGGGGUUUAACGAUUCGUAAAAUCGCCGAUCAACACGAUUUCCCGGUUUGACGAUUCGAGCCAUGCUGUCAAUUUUCGUCAAGUUUCAGCCCGCGAUGCAAUUGAUUUUAUUAGGAAUUUAAUCGGUCAUGUGAAAGCUCGGGAUCUUUGGGAGGCUGUUGAAAGUCGCGACGCAAUUUCAUCGAACAUUAACAAGUGACGUUGCUCGCUAACAACGGCAAAAUGACGUCGCCGAAAGUGACCGGAAAAUAAAUCACUGCAUCGAGAAUCAGCUCACGCCGGAUCCUCAUUUUCUCCUUAAUUUUUCGAACCAAAGACGCUAAUUAUGGGUCCAGCGAUCGUCCAGUUGUUCGCUAUCGGGAUCCUCUCGAUGGUGAAGAUUAGCGCCGGAGGGAGUUGCAGCGCGGCGAAGCUGUGCUGCGAAGGACGUGACUCUGGAUGCGUUAUUCAAAAGGCUUCACCGAACGCGAUCAUCGAGACCCCUCAAGACAAACCGUGCUAUUGCGAUCACGCGUGUCUCAAAUUGAACGACUGCUGUCAUGACUUUCGCGACGCUUGUCGAGUGGUCGAUUGUGUCGUCGGCGAGUGGGAAGAGUGGUCACCGUGUGAAGACAGAUGCGCUGCCGGUGUUCAAACUAGAACACGUUCUAUCGUCGAACCGUCGACGAAUGGUGGAAAGCAUUGUCCGCAACUCGAGCAAUCGAGAACAUGUCACAGUUUCACCGGAUGUUCUCGAAACUCUCGUACGUUUCGUUUGAAAGGUACGGCGCUCCUGACGAUGGCAAGCAUGGAAAAUUUCGCUGCCAACGAAGUGAACAACGACGGAUAUUGCGCCACAUUCACCAUCGUUCGAGUCUCGAGAGCUUGCAUCAAGGAGUUUCCAACGUUGACUGAAGGAAUGGAAAUUUGCGUUAUGUGUCGAGCUGACAUCGGAGCAACGAGGUGCCCGGACCACGGACGUCGCUCGGAGCUCGGGGGAAUCGGUAGAUGGAAAAUGAUGACAUCGACAUCGGUCAGAUGUCACGGUAAAUGGAUAGGAGGUACGAACGUCGCGAGUCAAUGCGAUUCAGCGAUCUCCUGUCGCGAUGUUACCCGUCGUCUCGUGUUCGUUUGAUAAAUUGGAAUAUUCAUGUAUGUGCGAGGACACAAUACGCCGAGCGAGGGCCAGAGGCAGGGAGGAAGAAGAGGAAGAAAUAAAAGAAGUUCGCUGCUCGGAGAAAACUUUUGGAGGAUCGAUGAAUCGCCCUGCCGAAGAGUUUAUUCAGAUUGGAUUACUUCCGCAGUGACCUAUAAUUUCGUACGUCAGAUAUCAAAAUACUAAACGAAAGCAAAACUUUUAUCACUAAAAUAGAAAUAUCUCCAUUAGUUUAAUCAGUGUAAAUAAAAUCAUGAAAAAGCAAGUAACGAGCACGCGAAUCCUUUGAGAAAAUCCAUGCCGUCAAAGUGGUUAAAUUCACAGUGGGCUUCGAAGGAACGCAAACGCCUGAAAACUCCGAUGACGUACUUGAAAUAUUCUAUUUAGAAAAACUUGUAUAUUUCAUCAAAACGAAUUUGUAUUUUUUGAUUUGCGUUACUGGAACGAUUAGUCGCGAUGAAACGUCGUUGAAUCGAGGUGCCCCGAGAUUCGUCGACGAACGAUGUCAUUGUUGAUCAAAUAAUUCGUAGCUUAAGAUUAGCCUGUAUACGUCGUGUAGAAAACCUAAUAAAUGUUGAAUUAACGAAACAACGAUGUGAGCAAAUCUUUUUCUUCGUUCGUGUUAAUAGGCAUUUUUGCAUUGAACAACGCAAAUGAAGUGAUACUUGUCUAGAAAAUAAUGAGUGACUGAAGCAUCAAAAAUCACGGUGUUAAACAUAUCAAAAAGAUAUUAUACUUGUACGUAGUUUCCCUUGAAAAUAGAAAUGAAAAACUUGUAAUUCUAUUGGAGGAAUAAAUGAAAAACACGUGCAACAUA
Messenger RNA from Venturia canescens, 2542 nucleotides. RefSeq names its product somatomedin-B and thrombospondin type-1 domain-containing protein-like. The coding region runs from base 916 to 1704 and encodes 262 amino acids. The record is from RefSeq and is a predicted model, not a curated record. The transcript is spliced from 5 exons. Lineage: Eukaryota; Metazoa; Arthropoda; Insecta; Hymenoptera; Ichneumonidae.